Moesziomyces antarcticus is the source of this 458-nucleotide messenger RNA. RefSeq lists its product as uncharacterized. The annotation marks the transcript as partial. Lineage: Eukaryota; Fungi; Basidiomycota; Ustilaginomycetes; Ustilaginales; Ustilaginaceae. The transcript is spliced from 3 exons. The record is from RefSeq and is a predicted model, not a curated record.
AUGGCGUGGAGCGCCACCGGGCUAUGGAUGGGCAUUCAUCGCAAGUGGCGCAAAGAGACUUUUGCUUGUGGAGCUCCACAGUUGCGUCCCAUCGGUCAAUUCCACCCUGCCCAACCCUCGCGUCAGUCUAACCCGUUCGCAGCAGCCUCGUGUUGGGGGUACAACGAGGACGGAUCUUUGCUUCCGUUCCGGCGCAACUGGUUCGGGGCGAAGCUUCGCUUAGCAGUCGACCACCUUUCCCCCGCUCCGCCUUCGGCCAACAAGAUCCAACCCGCAGCUUGCGUCAUGUUGUGCCCCGCCCAGCCCAUGCCGAAUGCUCGGCCUUCAAUAGAGGAAGGCAUCCUUCAACAGCUCGUCGGCGACUCAAAUAGAAAGGCGUACAUGAAUGCAGCUCACAAGGGACUCGAUAUCUGCGGCCAUAGAACCUUGAAAGCACCGCAUCCCGUCCGAUCUGCGAA